AUGGAUAACGAGGAGUUCACCCGUCUGCGCGAACGAACUACGGAUCCUAGACACGACACGUACCGUCCGACCAGAUCGUCUACGUACGCCAAUAUCCCCCGCCAUGGCAAUGCCCCGAUUGAUUACGGGGCAACGGAUGGGUACGAAUACACCACGCCCAGCGACCUCGCUCGCUACGAUUUGGACCACUCUCGACCGCCCUCAAGGACUCGCAGACGAGAGAGCAUUGACCGUGGCUACUACCGGCCCAGCGUCAACGUGACCACCACGGACCCUGCCAGUCGUCCUUAUAACGAGAGUGGUCGACGUGGUGGCCCGCCUCCCACCACUCGGGGUUUGGACAAGAUCAACAGGUCAACUCCCAGCGUCUACGACCCGAGCCUGGGCUCGAUCCCCCCAGCCGUGCCUGCUGCACCGUCCCAUAUGGCAGUUCCUCCCAGUCCCAAAGAUCGACGUUCUGCGGGCGUCCCCUCGUCUCUGGAUGUGGCCGCCACCUCUGUUCCGGCCGGGACCAUAGCCGGUGCCUCCUCGUCCCGACGCCCUGUAUCUGUAUACAAUGAUGGUGCUGCUCCACGGUCGAGCCAUCACGAGGAGUACUAUCGCAGCCGCGAGGAUGAUCGUGCUCAGAGACAAGUUCGAGAGGAUCGCAAGUACGAUCCUAUCUACGGUAGUGGCGACUACUUUCACGAUGAUGCAGUGACAUCACGCGGCUUCGGAAUCCGCACAGAUUCGGCUCCGGUGGGCGGCGACUUUGAUGACCGCAGAGACCCAUGGCGUGAUGUUCGAUCCGAUUCCCGUAACGGAUACCGCCCUGACUCUCGCACUGGAUAUCGACCCGAAUCUCGAAGUGGACAUCGUCCAGAGUCUCGUAGCGGACACCGAACGUCACCUCCUGACACGAAGAGAGGCUCGGACGAUGAGUCCCGUUCAAAGCGUGAGUCUGCACGACUUGAGCCUGAGAAAGAGAGACACGUACGGCGCACCAGCACGGCAAACGAAGACGAUGGUGAGCGAAAACGGUUCCGCGACAAGGUCAGCGCUGGUCUUGGACUUGCUGCAACGGCAAUCGGUCUGGGGCAGGCUGUGAACGAGAAAGAUGACAAGCAUGAAAGACCCGAAAAGCUUGAGAGAGAAUCGCGGCGUCGCGGCGAUGAUGAGGAACCGGAAGCUCGUUCUGGUGAAAGACACAAGGCCAGGGAUGAGUCCAGAGACCCAAGAGACCGCGCGCCUGUCAUCGUCGAGACACGUAGGUCACAAGCCGACCCGGACGCGGACGUGAGAGAGAGAGAGCGUGAGCGUGAACGUGAGCGGGAUCGAGAGAGAGAUCGUGACCGGAAUCGCCGGGAUGCCGAAGCUCGACUUGUCGGCGACAGCGAACCCUCCUCGCAACGUGACGGCUCUCCUGACGAUGAGACCAAGAAGACGAAACGACCCGCUCGUCAAUCCAUCGGCUUCAACCCGACUAACACGAAUGACAUUCGAGAGUUGAAGGAACAGUUGGCCGCUAUGAAGGACGAUAAAAAGGAGAAGGUGCCGGUCCCUGUCGAGAGGUCAGAUCGUUCGGAACGUCCGGAACGCUCAGAGAGAUAUGAAGAAAGAUACGACAGAUCGGAGCGAUUUGACAGAGAGGAUCGUUCUGGGGGGCAAACUUACGCCGAUCUCCCGAUAAGAGACACCAAGGAGCGCGACCCUUCACCGAAGAAAGAGUCGCUGCCGAAGAGAGAAUCCCCCGUCUCGAUGCCUUCAACUGAUUCGGCCAUCGUGUCAACAAGAGAUGAACCCCGCGGGCGUGACAUAACACCAACCCACGGUGAGGAGAAGCAGGUUCGCGUAGUGUCGCCGCCUCGUGAUAAAUCCGACGCGAAGCCCCUCAAAGGCAUCCUGAAGGCGCCCAGCAGGUUUCCCGAGGAAGACAACCCCAUUCGAGAGGGUGUGGCUCCUCACAAGGACGACAAGAAACUGAAGGAGGUCCCUCCUGGUGCCCGCUGGACCAAGAUCAGCCGCAAAGUCGUCAACCCGGAAGCUUUAACCGUUGGCAAGGAACGGUUCGAAGUUCGCGACGACUUUGUUAUCGUUCUUCGAGUCCUCAGUAAGGAGGAAAUUCAGGCAUAUGCUGCUGCCACGCAGGUGUUAAGAGAGCGGAGAUGCGAAGAGGCCGGAAAAGACCGCGGUGAUCGUGACCGUGACCGUGAUCGGGAUCGGGACUACGACCGCGGACGGGACGCCGAUGAUGAAGACAGACGGCGACACUACCGACACCACAAGAGAGAUGAUGGAGAUGAUGAUAGGUAUGACGAGGAACGCGACCGGGAUCGUCACCGCAGACAUCGACGAGACGAUGACAAUGAUGACGAUACCAGGCGCCGCGACGACUACCACUCUCAUCGUCAUCACAGGGACCGCGAUCGCGACCAAUUAGCCAUUGAGGGAUAA
Molecule: messenger RNA, 2433 nt
Organism: Colletotrichum karsti
Lineage: Eukaryota; Fungi; Ascomycota; Sordariomycetes; Glomerellales; Glomerellaceae
Exons: 2
Coding region: 1-2433 (810 amino acids)
Source: RefSeq, a predicted model, not a curated record